Messenger RNA from Recurvomyces mirabilis, 996 nucleotides. RefSeq lists its product as uncharacterized. The coding region runs from base 1 to 996 and encodes 331 amino acids. Gene Ontology annotation, molecular function: hydro-lyase activity; magnesium ion binding. Lineage: Eukaryota; Fungi; Ascomycota; Dothideomycetes; Mycosphaerellales; Teratosphaeriaceae. The transcript is spliced from 2 exons. Gene Ontology annotation, biological process: amino acid catabolic process; carbohydrate catabolic process. The record is from RefSeq and is a predicted model, not a curated record.
AUGUCAGAUCCUGUUGUCACUGCCUUCAAUGUCCGCGACUUGAGAUGGCCAACCUCACUGCAGAACAUCGGCUCAGACCCUAUGAACCUUGCUGGCGAGAACGCACUUGGUUACCUUGAGCUUCAUACUGAUUCUGGCAUCAAGGGUGUCGGCUGGUCGUUCUCCAACGGACAAGGCAACGAUGUCCUGUGUACAGCGGUCCGCUCCCUGGCACCCCGUCUCGUCGGCAGGAAGCUCAGCGACUGGACGAAAGAUAUGGCCGCCACGCAACGCAAGUUCCAGUCAGGUCAGAUCCGGUUCAUGUCACCGGAGCGAGGCGUACUCCAGCUCGCCACCUGUGCAGUUUUGAACGCCAUCUGGGAUUUGUGGGCGAAGUCAGAGAGCAAACCUUUGUGGAGACUAGUAGCCGACUUCACACCAGAGCAAUUCAUCAAAUGUAUUGACUUCAGGUACCUGACGGACGCCUUGACUCCUGAAGGAGCACUCAGUAUGCUUAAGAAUCGAGCUAAAAACAAGGAGGAUCGACUAAAGCUCGCCCUCCAAAGCAAAGCAGUACCGGCAUAUAAUACCUCUGUAGGCUGGCUAGGCAUGAGUGACCUUGAAGUCAAGCAGAAACUCACGGAAGCUACACAAGCAGGAUUCAAGCACUUCAAGCUCAAGGCUGGACUCGGCAUCGAAACAGAUCGCAAGCGUCUUGGCAUGGUGCGCGAAGUUGCAGGUCCAGAGGCCGUACUCAUGGUCGAUGUCAACCAGAUCUGGGACGUGGAUGAGGCGAUCGAGUACAUGCCCAAACUUGCUGAUCUCAAUUUGUGGUUUAUCGAGGAGCCGACUUCACCUGAUGAUGUACUUGGGCAUGCGAAGAUCAGGAAGGCGCUGAAGCCACAUGGUAUUGGUGUUGCUACGGGCGAGCAUGUCAAUAAUCGGGUGAUGUUCAAGCAAUUAUUACAAGCUGAAGUUAAGUGCAUUGCGUGCCAUAAGCCGACGUUCUUUCGCUAA